AUGGCAUCACGAGUCCUCAAUACCAGCCAGUAUCAUCUCAAAGACAUCGCCUUGAUAGGUCUGAUAGUCGCCGUCUGUAUCUGGACUGUAGACAACAUCCUCAACAGAUGGAAGACUAAACAGGAAGCCACUAGACCCUCGGCACCAGAUCUUGAGAAGAAGCCGUUAGGGUCGAAGUUCAAAAAGUCGGAUAGGAAGCCGGGAGAAUGGACACCGUCUGCCUUCAAAAGACCAACAGCAGCACCCUAUCCGAAUUGGGAUGUCCAUACGACCAAGCCUAUACCGUAUCGGCCGUUUCGAUAUGGACCAAAAUAUUUUAUCACCAUGGGACUGAGAAGCAUGAAGUGGGAUGAAUGGAUAGAACUCGAUAACCAUUACUUCCGAUACCACGCCGACAAGACCCGUCGCAUCAAAGAACGGGGUACUAAGAGUUGCAUGACUGCGACAGAGGCCAUGGACGGAGCAAUUGAGUUACUGGAGGAGCUCUGUACCUACCUCCCCGAACGCUACCCCACCAUGUUCCUCAAAACACCCACCGGAAUAACCAACCUCGUAACCAACGAGUCCUUCAACAUAGUCCAACGCCCCCUCCCCGAAGACCCCAUGGCCACCUCUGCCCGCCUAAUCCAAGAUGACCUAGCCCUAAUGAUCGAGCGCCCAGACGGCGACUACUACCUCCUCGCCGGCGCAAUCCUCCUCCCUGGCUUCUGGCGCUUACAGGAUAAAUUCGGCAUGCGGCUUUCGGAGAUACAUACCUCGGGAGAUGUUCCGCAGUACAGAGAGAAGUUGGAAAAGGGGAUGAUGAAUUUCUUCCGCCGGUUGAAGCCUGAGGAUCCUGUAUUGAGGAAUAAUUAUUUCAUCCAGGUUGAUGAUAAUCUCGCAUGGUCGGAUAGUAUCGGGCCCGAGGACUCGGAAGAGGUAUCGUGGAAUACGGCGCAGAAGGACAAGGCCAUUGAGCAGCACUUUUUCCGCUCCGAGCGGCAGUCUCUUCGUCGACUUCCGAGAUCUGGGGCUGUGGUAUUUACGAUUAGGACAUACUUCGAACCUAUUACGGAGAUUGUUAAGGAGCCGUAUGUGCCUGGGCGGUUGGCAUCUGCGAUUCGCAGCUGGGGAGAGGAUGUGUCGCGGUAUAAGGGGAAGGAGAAGUAUGAGGGCGUUUUAUUGAGGUACUUGGAUCGAAAGCAUGAGGAGCAGGUUGCUGCGGGUUUGGAAUUGGACAAGGAAGAUGAUUUUAGGAGUUAUCCUUUCUAG
This is a messenger RNA of Aspergillus chevalieri, 1251 nucleotides long. Its product is annotated as heme-dependent oxidative N-demethylase family protein. Lineage: Eukaryota; Fungi; Ascomycota; Eurotiomycetes; Eurotiales; Aspergillaceae. The record is from RefSeq and is a predicted model, not a curated record. The coding region runs from base 1 to 1251 and encodes 416 amino acids. The transcript has 5 exons.